UCUAACGAUACCGAUCUCGAUAAGGUAUUCCCCACCAAGUUUGUGCCCACUGCAUGAGGCAGAGCCUAGUAACACAGCUGGUGGGACUAAACAUAGCACGUCCACGCUACCACAAUUGUGCAUUGCGCCAAUCAUUUCAUUCACCGAAGGACACGAAAGCGUGGAUAUACGUUGACCGAUUAGCCUGGCCCCCAACGUACGUGAGCAAACGAAACUCGGUUGCAGAAUGGUUCACAAGUCACUCUACGCAGCAUCUGAAACCCAUUCUUUGUUUGACCAUCCCAUGCCUUCUUCCUAGAACCUGAUCAUCGUGUUCCUUUGUCGACAGCGUUCAUAAUACCAUUCCAUCAAUCGCCUGUGUCAACGCAAGAUUCUAGUCUCUUAAGGCACAUCAUCAAUUACAUCAGUCUCGAUGGCUGGACCCAAUCAAAGCACAUGGGCGAACACGAGAUUGCCAGUCCGUGACGAUGAUCAAGGAAGUUUUGAGAGACGACGAGGAUGGAAGUACAGAAGCCUAAGAAUCGGACCCGUCAAGCUUCCAUACUAUGCAUCGCCAGAGUCACAGUUGAUACUGGUCUCAUUUGUCUGCUUCUUGUGCCCUGGCAUGUUCAAUGCCGUCAAUGGGAUAGGCGCAGCAGGUCUUGACGAUGACGCCCAUGCCAGCAACGCUGCCAACACUACGCUUUAUGCUACCUUCGCCGUCGUUGGAUUUUUCGCCGGUACCAUCACGAACGUCCUUGGCAUUCGAAUUGCACUCUCCUUCGGUGGUCUGGGAUAUUGCAUCUACGUCAGUGCACUGCUUUGUUUCAACAAGACCCAAAACUUAGGUUACGUGGUUUUCUCUGGUUUCCUGCUGGGAUGUUGUGCUGGUAUUCUGUGGGCUUCCCAAGGAGCGAUCAUGAUGUCGUACCCACCCGAGAAAAUGAAAGGACGGUAUAUCUCCUGGUUCUGGAUAAUUUUCAAUAUGGGGGCUGUUAUAGGCGGUUUGGUGCAACUAGCGCUCAACUUUAACACCCGCGACGGAACUAAAGCAGCAGUUACGAAUGGUACAUAUAUCGGUUUCAUGAUUCUCACGUUCUUCGGCGCAUGCCUCUCCUGGACACUCAUUGAUGCCAAACAUGUCGUACGCCGCGAUGGCAGUCGGGUAAUCAUGAUGCAGCACCCAACUUGGCAAUCCGAGAUCUUCGGUCUUUGGGAGACUCUCCGUACGGACCCAUAUAUCAUUCUCCUCUUCCCGAUGUUCUUCGCUUCGAAUUGGUUUUAUACAUACCAGUUCAAUGACGUCAACUAUGCGCGGUUUAACGUGCGGACCCGCGCUUUGAACAACACACUGUAUUGGUUAGCGCAGAUUUUUGGAGCUGUUGUAUUCGGGUUUGCGCUAGACUUCCCGAACGUUAGAAGAACUACCCGAGCAAAGAUAGCCUGGGUAACUAUGCUGGUGUUGACCUUUGCUGUCUGGGGCGGAGGAUAUGUCUUUCAACGACAAUACAGUCGCGAUGAUAAUAGCCUCCACUACGACUGGACCCAUGAUGGAUAUGGCGGCCCAAUGGUUUUAUACAUGAGCUACGGCUUCUACGAUGCAGCGUGGCAAACUUGCGUUUACUGGUUUAUGGGUGCCAUCUCCAACAACAGCCGCAAGCUUGCGAACUUUGCAGGCUUCUACAAAGGUAUACAAUCAGCAGGUGCGGCUAUAGUGUUCCGUAUAGACGGCUACAAGAGGCCUUACAUGGAUAUCUUCCUGUCUAGCUGGGUGAUGUUGGCUGCAAGCUUGGUUAUCGCCCUACCUGUUAUGCUUCUAAAGAUCAAAGACACAGUGCCACUCGAGGAGGACUUGAAAUUUACAGAUGAGACUAUCGAAGAUGUACUGGGUAGAAGAGAGGGCUAUCUACUAGACGAGCCCGAGAAGGCGUAGGAUGCUGCGUCCGAGUUGAGAAUAUCUGGAAGCCGAUGUUCUCGCCUACAUGCGAAGCUACCCUGCCUCCAGCGGGAGCUACAACCAAAAGAUGGUUAGCGCGCAACUAACAGAUUAGUACAGGAAGGCCAGUUUCCUCGUGCGAAAAGUAUCUAUAUAUCGUUC
Alternaria alternata is the source of this 2077-nucleotide messenger RNA. RefSeq names its product MFS general substrate transporter. The record is from RefSeq and is a predicted model, not a curated record. The transcript has 7 exons. Gene Ontology annotation, biological process: transmembrane transport. Lineage: Eukaryota; Fungi; Ascomycota; Dothideomycetes; Pleosporales; Pleosporaceae. Gene Ontology annotation, molecular function: transmembrane transporter activity. The coding region runs from base 413 to 1912 and encodes 499 amino acids.